Messenger RNA from Darwinula stevensoni, 349 nucleotides. The record is from the annotation of a GenBank genome assembly. Lineage: Eukaryota; Metazoa; Arthropoda; Ostracoda; Podocopida; Darwinulidae.
GAUAAUGUCGAGUGUGGUACGUUUUUCCAGUUCGAUGGCAGCAAGAGAACGAGAGGUAAUCGACUCAAGUUGCGCAAACCGCAGGUGCAGCUCAGGUCGAGACAGGAAUUCUUUACUUGCAAUGUAGUGAACGCGUGGAAUGCGUUAGAUGACGAAGGCACAGUUUGAGAAGUGGGUUGAGAAGUGGGCAAGCAGGAUCUCAAAGCUCACCAAAACCCCUCGAUCUACUAUCUACAGCAUUAUUCGGCGAAACAAUGAGCUUGGAUCAGCUGCAGAUUGCCAAAUAAGUGGACGUCCUUCUGUGUUCCAGGAUGAGAAGCUCCAGAAACGAGUCAGGCAAAUGCUAUAA